AUGUCGAGGGCGAUGUUAGCGGUUGUUCCCUCUAUCGCCGCCGUCAAACCGGCACCGGAACAACCACACCGGAGUCAAGUCUCAAUAAAAACCCAGAAAAAGGCUUCCGGCAGCAGCACCGCCGGUUUCGGGGCCAAGAAAAGGGAACCUCUUUGGCAGUGCGUAAAGAAUUGCGGUGCCUGCUGUAAGUUGGACAAGGGUCCCGCUUUCCCCUCCCCUGAAGAAAUCUUCGACGAUCCUUCUGAUAUUCAACUAUAUAAAAGCUUGGUAGGCAUGGAUGGGUGGUGCAUCCAUUUUGAGAAAAGCACAAGAACAUGCUCCAUAUAUGCUGAUCGACCAUACUUUUGUCGAGUUGAGCCAGAUGUUUUUGAAACUUUAUACGGAAUUGACAAGAAAAAAUUCAACAAAGAAAAUUCAACAAAGAAGCUUGCAGUAGCUGCAUAG
This is a messenger RNA of Lactuca saligna, 444 nucleotides long. The record is from the annotation of a GenBank genome assembly. NCBI's taxonomy places the organism in Eukaryota, Viridiplantae, Streptophyta, Magnoliopsida, Asterales, Asteraceae.